AGGUAUGUCCCGAACCCUUUCCUCAUCAAAGGGUACAAGUUCGAUUUGCGGAUUUACGUGGAAGUGACUUCGGUGGACCCAUUACGGAUAUACCUAUACCCAGAAGGUCUAGUUAGAUUUGCCUCCGAGAAGUUUUCCAUGAAGAACGUCAAUAAUAAAUUCGCACAUUUAACAAACUUUGCUGUCAAUAGUAAGAAGAACGGUUUUCGUAUCGAUCAUGAGAUGCAAGAAGGACACACUUGGUCGUAUUCUACGUUUUGGGCAUAUUUAAAACGGCACCACGGAAUAGAUCGAAAGCCGGUUUGGGAGGAUGUAAAAGAAAUAAUUAUCAAGACUAUCAUAAGCGGAGAGGCUGACAUGCGCAAGGCAGCCAAGUCCUACCUAAAGAGCAGAUACAGCGUCCAUGAACUCUUUGGCUUCGACGUUCUUUUGGACGCUAACCUCAAACCGUGGGUGCUUGAGGUCAACGUGUCUCCUUUUAUGGACCGUAACUUCACCAAGGUACACGUACCGUUGUUAAAGGAUGUGCUGAACCUUGCUGGUAUACAGGUUCCCUUUCUGGGGAACAGGGAGUUUCGAUCGCAGUUGGGACCGGAAAGAAAGUCAAGCGUUCCUAAACACCUUACUAUGGACCAUAGGCUGUGGGUGCAGACGCUGUCCGCGGAGACGCAUGAGAAGCAUGAAUACUACAGGCAAAGUCUUAGUGAGACCCAACAACAAACCAUAUUAGACAACCUGACAGCAGAUGACGUGCGGAUGCUGAUAGAAACAAUAGACGAAGACAACAGAAAGGGACAGUUUGAAAGAAUAUUUCCUGGUCCAGAUACCGGGACAUACCUACGAUUCUUUGAACAACCAAGGUACUACAACCUACUUCUUCACCAGUGGAUCAGCCGUUUCCAUGACAACCAAGAGGCAGGGAGAGACAUUUUGGAGUCGCUGUGCCGCCAGUUCAAACAUGUUGAAGCAUGA
Molecule: messenger RNA, 972 nt
Organism: Lingula anatina
Lineage: Eukaryota; Metazoa; Brachiopoda; Lingulata; Lingulida; Lingulidae
Product: tubulin monoglutamylase TTLL4-like
Biological process (GO): microtubule cytoskeleton organization; protein polyglutamylation
Cellular component (GO): ciliary basal body
Molecular function (GO): tubulin binding; tubulin-glutamic acid ligase activity
Source: RefSeq, a predicted model, not a curated record